This is a messenger RNA of Sporothrix brasiliensis 5110, 3870 nucleotides long. RefSeq names its product solute carrier family 12 (potassium/chloride transporters), member 9. Gene Ontology annotation, molecular function: potassium:chloride symporter activity. Lineage: Eukaryota; Fungi; Ascomycota; Sordariomycetes; Ophiostomatales; Ophiostomataceae. The transcript is spliced from 4 exons. Gene Ontology annotation, biological process: potassium ion homeostasis; chloride transmembrane transport; potassium ion import across plasma membrane. The coding region runs from base 1 to 3870 and encodes 1289 amino acids. The record is from RefSeq and is a predicted model, not a curated record. Gene Ontology annotation, cellular component: membrane.
AUGGAACGAGUCGAGCGCGAGCAUGGUGCCAAGAAGCACAAGCUGGGCGUCGUUUCCGGCGUCUAUGUGCCUGUCUGCCUCAGCAUCUUGAGCAUUCUCAUGUUCCUGCGGUUUGGCAGCAUCCUUGGACAGAUCGGCCUCUUGGGCAUGCUCGGUCUCUUCGUCGUGUCAUAUCUCGUCGAUUUUGUGACAGCACUGUCCCUCUCGGCUGUCGCUUCAAACGGCGAGGUUAAGGGCGGUGGCACUUAUUAUCUCAUCUCUCGGUCCUUGGGACCCGAGUUCGGCGGCUCCAUCGGCCUCUUGUUCUACCUCUCCCAAGUGCUCAAUACCGCACUCAACGUCGUCGGUCUCAUCGACUGCAUCGACCUCAGUUUCGACUCGCUUGUGCCACACGGCUACUGGUGGGGCUACUUUUCUCAGACCGUCGUUUUGGUCAUCUGCACAUCGCUAUGCUUCGCCGGCAGCGCCCUCUUUGCCAAGGCGAGCAAUGGCCUUCUUGUAGUCCUUGCCAUCGCAACCCUGAGCAUUCCUCUGUCCGUGCUCGUUCGCAAGCCCUUUACAGACCCAGUGAGCGGCGUUGAGUUCACAGGCAUGCGGCUGGCCACGCUCCGGUCCAACCUCUUCCCCCAUUCUGGAGAGGACUUUGCCUUCCGUGGUCUGCACACAUUUCGGGACCUGUUUGGCAUCCUGUUCCCUGCUACGUCUGGCAUCUUUGCCGGUGCAUCGAUGUCGGGUGAUCUCCGGAAUCCGAGCAAUUCCAUCCCGGCCGGCACCCUCUGGGCCAUGGCCUCUACACUUUCCUUAUAUCUCAUCGUGAUUAUGUCACUAGCCUCCAGCACAACGCACAUGUCGCUCUUAACGCAGCCGAACAUCAUCAAGGAAACAAGCUUAUGGGCACCUAUCAUUUUGGCUGGCGAAUGCGCAGUGACAUUCUUCUCUGCCUUAAUGGGUCUUAUCGGAGCGUCCAAGCUGAUGCAGGCUCUUGGUAGAGACAAGCUGCUGCCUGGUCUGUCUGUGUUUGCGUGGGGCACGGAAAAACACGACGAACCUCUUCUUGCUCUCCUCGUGACGUACGCAAUUGCCCAGCUGGCGCUCUUUGCCAACCUCAACCAAAUCGCCACCUUCAUUUCCAUGGGCUACAUGGUGACAUUUUUUGUCAUGAACCUGGCUUGCUUCUUGCUCAAGAUUGGGUCCGCACCCAAUUUUCGGCCGGCUUUCAAGUUCUUCAGUUGGCAAACGGCCCUGCUUGGCAGUGUUAUGUCGGCCGCUGCCAUGUUCUUUAUUGACGAAACCUAUGCUACCUCGUCUGUCGUUUUGCUUGUGAUGCUUUUCUUGCUGAUCCACUAUCUCUGCCCGCCAAAACGCUGGGGUGAUGUCUCGCAAAAUCUAAUCUAUCACCAGGUCCGCAAAUACUUGCUCCGUUUGAAGCCCGAGCACAUCAAAUUCUGGCGGCCUCAGAUCAUUCUAUUGACCAACGACCCCCGUCGACAAACUCGCCUUAUCCAAUUCUGCAACUCGAUGAAGAAGGGCGGCCUCUAUAUCCUAGGCCACGUCAUCGUCACGGAUGACUUCACGACAGGCGUCCUGGAAGCCAAGCUACAGCAGACUUUGUGGUCGCAGUACAUCACCGAGUAUUCUCGCAUCAAGGCCUUCGUUCAGCUGACCAUGUCGCCGUCGAUCACAUGGGGCGCACGAAAUCUCAUCUUGGCAAGUGGCCUGGGUGGCAUGCGCCCGAAUAUUGCUGUUUUGGGAUUCUACAACAUGGACGAACUCCGCUCGACAAAUCCUGUCCUAAGGAUUCCAGAACUGCCAUUGUCUGAUGCGGCAGCCAUUCCGGCAGGACGAGCCACAGGAACGGCAACAGAUCUGCCGUCGAAGGUCAGCAAUACAGCGGUCAUCCGGCCACGACGGCGCCGUGGUGAUACUACAUCUAGGAUUCUGGAAGGCGUCCUGCCAACAGAUGUGAUCAAGACGGAAGGCAUGAUGAAGGCCACCGAAUAUCUCACCAUUCUAGAAGAUCUGGCCUUGCGGCACCGCAUCAAUGUUGCUGUUGCCAAGGGAUUCCACAGCCUGGAGACGCCGCGGACAGACGGGACUAACACGAAGAAGUACAUCGACCUGUGGCCCAUUCAAAUGUCAGCAGAGCUCGAAGCCGAUGGCAAGAGCGUCCUAACAACAAACUUUGAUACUCUACGCGUCAUGGUAUUUGUUGAGUACGAAAAUGAAGUCGAGGAAGAACGUGGAAGAGUAGAAGCGCUCCUUGAAAAGCUACGCAUCACUGCCGAGGUACAUGUAUUUUGGCUGGCAAGCGGUGAUUUGGCCACCUACGAAGCCAUUGUCCAAGGCGACGCCGACCCAUCCAUUGAAAAAAUUGUGGAUGAUGUAUUGGGGGCCUCUUUGUGGUGGUCAAAGCUACAAGAAAUCCGUGGAAAAGGAACGCCGCGGCCAAACAGCGGGAAUGAUGACGGCUCUUCAGUCGCAAAUUGGAAGGACGACGUACGCAGGCGACGUCCAAGCAUAGCGCACAUCGAAGAGCUGCAAAAGCACCAGACUGUGUCAGCCCUGGCUCGCUUUGGCGUGAGCUUGGGUAUCCGCACACAGAACCUUGCCGGGCAGCAGCCUGCUUAUCCACACUAUAAUCGCGACGAUAACGGUGACGAGUAUAGCAGUGCGAUCAGUGACAACAGUUCCACGUCCGAUGAAGAAGAUUUUAACGCCACCGACUUCAACGAUGUUGAGAGUGCGGCUACCGAAGGCGACAUGGACGAUGUGGACGACGAAUCAGAUGCGAUUCGUCGUCCGCUUCUGGCGGCACCUGAUCGCAGAAAAAGCCACGGCGAUGCAUUCGCCCAGAGACCAACAUUGCGCCGCAAAAAGACAGACGAGUCAAAGCGUGCAAAGCAGUCAACGUCUACAUCGACGGCCCCAUCCUCACUUACGCCUGCUUUCAUGCCAUCGCUCAACACCGCUUCCGAUCGCACCUACGGCACGAUGUCAACCCCAGCGCUGUCUUCAGUCAGUAGCCAGUCUGGCGAAGACAAGUCUCGACAGCAUCAAGACACCUCCUCGUUGACGGUGUAUGGCAAACCACCGCCAACAUCGUCGUCGUCUAUACGCUUCUCGAGCAAUAUUGUGCCAGAAACUCGAAUUACGAAUCCCGAAGACUCGGGUCGCACAAUCAUGUUUGCUGAGAUAUCGGAGUCGAAUCGGCCAGAACGUCCGCCCUUUUCGCGGACAAAUUCGCGACAAAGCCGAGUUAGUCUCGCAGAAUCCGCGACGAAGAAACGUUCCAAGGCAGCGACGCCACGACCAUCCGUCUCGUUUGCUGAGCCAGAAAGAGAUUCGUCCGCACAACAAGAGCAGCGACCGCAUCGUCCUCUCCUCUCACGACAUUCGUCAACGCCAGUCGUGCAGCGUGCAUCCUUCACCGAGAACGACUUGGGAGAAGAAAAUGGCGGCGGCGACGUUCGCAUCGGCAUCACGCACCUGUUGGCCGACUACAAGUCCCGGCAGCGUGUCAAUAGUACCGCCAGCGGUAAAAGUAGCGGUAGCAAUGACAGCACCGACGACAGGAGUGGAACUGGCUCAAGUUAUUCUACUCAGGACUUGGCCCUGUCGUUCAACGAUCUACCAUGCCGAGCACAACACCUAAUCUUGAACGAGUUGAUGCGACAGCAGAGCGGCGAAAGCGACGAUCUGUCAGGCGGUGCUGCAGUCUUAUUUACAACGUUGCCGAUUCCAGACGAAGGCACCCAUCGGGACGAGAGUGCCAGCGUGCAGUAUUUAUCAGAUGUCGAGCUGCUCUGCCAGGGGCUGCCUCCAGUGCUCAUGAUUCUGAGCAACAACAUGACGGUCACGGUCAGCCUCUAG